Messenger RNA from Trypanosoma conorhini, 2031 nucleotides. RefSeq lists its product as uncharacterized. The transcript has a single exon. The record is from RefSeq and is a predicted model, not a curated record. NCBI's taxonomy places the organism in Eukaryota, Euglenozoa, Kinetoplastea, Trypanosomatida, Trypanosomatidae. Bases 1 to 2031 code for a protein of 676 amino acids.
AUGCCCAAGGUUAGGAGCGGGCCAUCGAAGCGCAUGACGUCGCGUCAGCGCCACAAGAUUGAGCGAAAGAAACGGGAACACAAGCGCGACCUUCGCCGAGCUGCAAAGUCUUUGAAGAAGUCCGGUCUUGGUCCGAAAAGGACGAAAAAGACCCGAGAACUUGCCAAAUUGGCCUUAAAGGUAUCCAACGCCCAUCCUGAUAAGGAAGCCAUCCUUCAGAGGGUGCUUCAGGCACGUGAAGACGCUCGCGUCGAACGUGCCAAACGGGCUGAAAAGCCUUCGGCUGAGGAGGAUGAUGCUCGUGGGCAUGUGGAGUCCGCCUCCGAGCUAGCACACACGGCUCCGAUAUUGCGUAAGAUUAAAAAGGCCCUGACGUAUAUUCCUGUUCGGGAAUCUAACAAUUUUUCAUAUCAAUUUAAUAAGGCACUGGCGGAACUCGUUUUCCCGCCUCCUGGGUCGUGGAUGGAGCUCCCAUCGGCGGCUUACGUGAUUACCCUUGACGCCCGCUGUGCGGUUCAGUGUAUACCAUGGGCUCUUCUUGAUGCAAUUGUCCAGGAGGCUAAUGUUUACAAUAAAAACGGUGGAGUUCGAAAAAUCCUUCUGCUUUUUGCCAUUACCAAAAUAGACCUUGUGUCUGUGCCAGCUGUGGUUACACAAAUUUCACUUCUGGCAAAUGCGCUUUGUGAACGGUAUGUAAACAGGACUGACAGUGAGGAAUCAUUGAAGUUGAGUGACGCCAUACGUGUUGCUUUUUGUCCCGUUUCCAAAAUUUUUGACAAGACAAUACGACAUGUUAUUCGAAUUUUGAGACAAUUUCUUUCGAGUGAGCAAUGUUCACAGUCGAACCCGUAUUGCAACCUUGAAGGGAAACUUUGUUCGUUUGUUAUUGGACUCCCAAACACGGGUCGCCGAACUCUGUCUCGCUCUUUACUACAGUAUGGAACUGAUUCGGGCGUAAGUCUCGUUCCCGUUUCCGCUGCUCAGUUACAGGUGAUGGCCAGCAAGGAUGAAAAUAAAGAAGAUAUGAAGUUUAAAUUGGCUUUCCCCAAUGCGAAAGAAAUAACAUUACUACAGUUCCCUGAAGAUGCGGUACUGUUGCGUGAGCUUUCCUCUGUGUCUGGAGGCAAUGUCGUUUUCAAGCCGUUUUCGUUUAUUGAAAGAAUGACUAGUCCUGAAGUCAUUGGUUGUAUGCUUUUCGAGGCUGCAAUUGACAAAGUUGCCCUUGCGCAGGGCUUUUGCCAGCCCGGAGAAGGAUUUAUUCCUUCUCCCGAUGAAGAACAAAAUAUUAAGAUGGCCCAGCGAUUUUUUCGAGGCCUUGGACACACAGUACGAAGGGAAAAGGGUUUUUACGUGUCUCCCUUGUUUGUGUCGAACGCUGGAACCAUGGGAAAACUUUCUAGCAGUUCCUUGACAGCGUCUGUUGGUUUUACUUCUCGCCAGCAAAGCACACAAACAACCCUUCUUGACGCCUCAUUUAGUAAUGCCACCCCAAACAAGCUUGUGCGUAUUUCAUCCGUUGUGACUCCCUCUCAUGGGAAAAGAAAGAGUAACAUGAGCGUACAAAGGAUGGAUUCCCAUAAUGCCUUGAAGCUUGGUGCUCGUACUUUUGUUCGGGAGAUUUGUCAGGGGAAAAAUAUCCCCUGGGCAGUUAUGCGGCCUCCUACGAAAAAGUGUGUAACAAAAGCCGAAGUGGAGGCUGCCUCUGUCAUUUUUGAUAUUUCUCUCUCUUUGGGGAAAAGGCUUGGGAUGCUUGAGACACGUCAAGGCCCUACUGCCCACUUUGCUAGCCUCUUGGACCACGUAGCCUCCCUCUUGAAGCAGUAUUUGAUGUUUUUGCCUAACAAUGUGGUGGAGUUUGAUCCUGACUGCAUAAUCGCCCCCAUCCAUGAUCUCUAUGCCACAGAGAACGCAAACGAAGAGGAAGAAGCCGAUGAGAUGGAGAGAGGAGACGGUAGUGAGGGAAGUUACGAUGAUGCGGAGGAAGAAGAGGAAGAUGAAACUGAAGAAGAAGAAGAGGAUGAUUCGGACUAA